Molecule: messenger RNA, 1976 nt
Organism: Nannospalax galili (Upper Galilee mountains blind mole rat)
Lineage: Eukaryota; Metazoa; Chordata; Mammalia; Rodentia; Spalacidae
Gene: Znrf1
Product: zinc and ring finger 1
Exons: 5
Coding region: 311-994 (227 amino acids)
Source: RefSeq, a predicted model, not a curated record
CCUUGCGGCGGCUCGGAGCCCGGGGGCGGCCUGUGGCGCGAGGAGCCCGCGCUCGACUGCGCCCCGGGAGCCAGAGGGAAACAUGCCUUGGGCGCGGAGUGUUGGAGAUUCUUAGUUUGGGGUCCCCGCUCGCCUGCUUUUUCCACCCCGCGGAUUUCCUGAGGUUCCCCCCCCUUUUUUUCCUUUUCUCCUCUCCGGGUUCUUCUUUGACUCCCUCCCCCUUUAUGUUCGCCCAGCCCUCCCCACGCUGCUGAGACGUGGGGGAGGGUCUCGGCCUCCAGGUUCCCGCCCCACCUGGGCCCGGGCGAACAUGGGGGGCAAGCAGAGCACAGCGGCCCGCUCCCGGGGCCCCUUCCCGGGGGUCUCCACCGACGACAGCGCCGUGCCACCGCCGGGAGGGGCGCCCCACUUUGGGCACUACCGGACGGGCGGCGGGGCGAUGGGGCUGCGCAGCCGCUCGGUCAGCUCGGUGGCGGGCAUGGGCAUGGACCCCAGCACGGCCGCAGGGGUGCCCUUUGGGCUCUACACCCCCGCCUCCCGCGGGGCCGGCGACUCGGAGAGGGCGCCCGGCGGCGGAGGGUCGGCGUCCGACUCCACCUAUGCCCACGGCAAUGGUUACCAGGAGACCGGCGGCGGUCACCAUAGAGACGGGAUGCUGUACUUGGGCUCCCGAGCCUCGCUGGCGGAUGCUCUACCUCUGCACAUCGCACCCAGGUGGUUCAGCUCCCACAGUGGUUUCAAGUGCCCCAUUUGCUCCAAGUCUGUGGCUUCUGAUGAGAUGGAAAUGCACUUUAUAAUGUGUUUGAGCAAACCUCGCCUCUCCUACAAUGAUGACGUGCUGACUAAAGAUGCGGGUGAGUGUGUGAUCUGCCUGGAGGAGCUGCUUCAGGGGGACACGAUAGCCAGGCUGCCCUGCCUGUGCAUCUAUCACAAAAGCUGCAUAGACUCGUGGUUUGAAGUGAACAGAUCUUGUCCAGAACACCCUGCUGACUGACCCUGCUGGGCUUGCUUGUCAACUCCUCUCAAAGGGACAGACAGCCCCUCUUCCUGGAAGGAGGCUCCUCGGACACUGGACAGAGCUGAGCUUGGGACACCAGAGGGAACAGGGCACCCCUUCUGCACUGACUUCCAGAAAAUGGUCCUCCCUUCUCCCUGAGGACACCCAGCUGAAUGAAAGCAAGUCUGAGAGCAAAGUGAACUGACCGCUAUCCUUCCCCUCACCCUCAACCCAGGAGGGAAAGGGCAUUUUCUUUUUCACCUUUGAAAGGCGUUGUGGGUCUGUCUUUAAAGUGUUUACAACAACAAAAAAAUUAUAUAUAAAAAAAAAGUCUAGUGUCGACUGGUGUUUUCCCUCGUGAUGUUUACAGAUUGCUGUUCGCUGCCCAGCUAUAACCCACUCAGUGACAGAACCAAGCAUAGCCAUGCCCUCACCGCUAGCGCUCUGCCAGCCAGCGGACACACGGUCCCAUCUUUGCCCAACACCCCAGUUGGCUCUCUGUCACAACCUUUCUACCUUGGGAGUUUGUUUUUUGUUUUCUUGUUUCUUUUUGUUGUUUUUCCAUUUUUCUGGCUUGGUUUUGCACUUUUCUCCCCUUAGGACCCUGAUAUCUUGAUUUCAUUGCCAAAAAAGAAGAGCCGGUGGAGGACACACCCCACUCCCAUGUCCCCCUUCCUUUCUCCUGGUUCUGGUCAGUGCAGAGGAUUUAACAAUCACAAGUGUACUGCAAAAAUGCCUGAACAUUUUUCUUAAGCCCUUGUGGAUUUUCUUUUUCCUGAGAAAACUUAAACAGACUUACUAAAAGAAUAUGUACUGCUACCCUGUUUUCAGGUACACUGGCAACAUUGUAGUCAUCGAUGUCCACAGGUGACAUCAGCCCAUGGAAAAUAGGUUUCUGUAUUUAUAUAGUAAAUUACGGAAAAAAAAAAAAAAACCUUACAAAGUGUUUAAAAAAAAUGUUCAAAGCUUGGGAGAAAAA